AGUCUCCCACCCACUCUGCCCUGCUUUGCCUCGGAAAGCUUCAGCCUCCAGCCAUGGCGUCGCCUGCAAUGGCUUCAACCCUCACUUCUUCUUCUUUCUGUCCUAAGCUGUUCCACAACAAUUUCACAUCCUCUUCUUUGUCCUCAGUUCCAUCUGUUAUUUCUAUCGGUCGUCGUCUGAGAUUUUGCCCUAGUAAAAUCGAGCACCAGCAGCAGAGGAGCAGCAACGGAAUUUCUGUCAAAGCCCUUACCCUAGAUUUCUCUGGUUCGUUCUUCGAAGGAGGAGUUGUUAACGAUGAACCACCAACAACCCCACCUGGUUCGGCCAUUUCGGUGGCGGAGGACAAGGAAGAGCCUCAGUGUCCGCCUGGACUUCGACAGUACGAGACCAUGGCCGUAUUGAGGCCCACCAUGUCAGAGGACGAACGUCUCGCUCUCACCCAGAAGUACGAAGAGUUGCUUGUUGCUGGGGGUGGCAUGUACAUUGAGGUAUUUAACAGAGGAGUUAUUCCACUUGCUUAUAGCAUCAAGAAGAAAAACAGGGCCGGAGAGAGCAACACCUAUUUGGAUGGUAUCUACCUCCUUUUCACCUAUUUCACAAAACCGGAGUCCAUUACUGCACUUGAGGCAAUAUUGACGGCUGAUGACGAUGUUAUUCGAUCCUCAACCUUCAAGAUAAGGAAGAGAAAGUAUUAGACUAUGCUGAUACUGCCUCCUCAGAAGGAAAAUGUAAAGAGGAAGGGAGAGAGUUCUCAUACAUGGUCUUGAGGUUGGUUCUCAAACAUCAAAAUUUUAUGAAAUUCAAUGUACUUAUUUAAUUCUUUCCAAGUUUAUUUGAGUAGGAUGUAGGAAUGUUUUUGUUGCACAGGCUUCAUCCAGUCCAAGAAUCAGUUUGUAAGGUGAAGGUUAUUGUUAGGGGACAUAGAGGAGACUAAAAACAUUGCCAGAUCUCUCCCUUCUGUAACAACAAUGGAUGAAAAGUUAGUUGAUGCAUGGGCUUUGUAUGUCUUUGUAAUUCA
Telopea speciosissima is the source of this 1018-nucleotide messenger RNA. Its product is annotated as 30S ribosomal protein S6 alpha, chloroplastic. Gene Ontology annotation, cellular component: ribosome. The coding region runs from base 54 to 695 and encodes 213 amino acids. NCBI's taxonomy places the organism in Eukaryota, Viridiplantae, Streptophyta, Magnoliopsida, Proteales, Proteaceae. The record is from RefSeq and is a predicted model, not a curated record. Gene Ontology annotation, biological process: translation. Gene Ontology annotation, molecular function: structural constituent of ribosome; small ribosomal subunit rRNA binding. The transcript has 2 exons.